Molecule: messenger RNA, 971 nt
Organism: Hyphopichia burtonii NRRL Y-1933
Lineage: Eukaryota; Fungi; Ascomycota; Pichiomycetes; Serinales; Debaryomycetaceae
Exons: 1
Coding region: 53-874 (273 amino acids)
Source: RefSeq, a predicted model, not a curated record
UUGAUUUGUUUAGAGGUGAAUUUGAACUUCAAAUAGUCAAUUUAGAUACAUAAUGGUUGAUUUAAACGUUAAUAACAAAGUAGCAGUGAUCACUGGGGGGACCAGAGGUCUUGGUUUAGAUUGUGCUGAAGCCUACGUUUUAAACGGAGCAUCAACAGUUGUUAUUACUUCAAGAAAAGCUGAUGCUUGUAAAGAAUCUAAAGAAUAUUUAGAGAAGAUUGCUAAAGAAAAUGGUAAAUCAGUCAAGAUAAUUUCAAUUCCUGCUGAUCUUACUAAAGAAGACCAAGCAGUUGAUUUUUUCAAUCAAGUUGCUAAACAAGUUGAAAAAGUUGAUAUUUUGGUUGCUAAUGCUGGUGCUACUUGGGGUGCUUCAUUAGAAGACCACCCAGUUAGUGCCAUUAAGAAAGUAUUAGACUUGAAUAUUGCUUCUGUGUUCCAUAGCAUUCAAUUAUUCACUCCCUUAUUAUCGAAAGCUGGUACUUUCGAAGAUCCUGCAAGAAUCAUUAUCAUGUCAUCCGUUGCCUCUUUGAUUUCUUCAGAACCAGUUGGUACUUAUGGUUAUUUGGCUUCAAAAGCUGGGGUUAGUCACUUGGGAAAGAAUUUGGCCGUUCAAUUGGGUCCUAGAAACAUUACCGUUAAUUCGUUGGCUCCAGGUUUCUUCCCAACCAAAAUGUCAAAGGGUCUUAUCUCUGCUGCUGGUGAUAUGAUGAUUGAAUCAAAUCCAAGAAAGAGAUUGGGCCAAAAACAAGACAUUCAAAAUGCUGUCUUAUUUUUAAGUGCUAAGGAAUCUAACUAUAUUAACGGUAUCGUUUUACCAAUCGAUGGUGGUAGUUACUUGAGUGGUGCCUUCGUUCCUUCUUCAUCCAAACUUUAAUUGAACUGUUUCGGGUCUAUCCAAAUCAGUUUCUUCUCUUGUCUUUAUAUGUUGUAGUUAUAUAUUAUAAUACAUGUGUGAUGUACGGAUGUCUAGU